Molecule: messenger RNA, 5169 nt
Organism: Eimeria acervulina
Lineage: Eukaryota; Apicomplexa; Conoidasida; Eucoccidiorida; Eimeriidae
Product: WD domain-containing protein, putative
Exons: 10
Coding region: 1-5169 (1722 amino acids)
Biological process (GO): glutathione catabolic process; proteolysis
Molecular function (GO): peptidase activity; protein binding
Source: RefSeq, a predicted model, not a curated record
AUGAAAGAGGCGGUGGAGCAGAUGAUUGCAACGAUAUGCUGGUUGCUCGACAGGGAAAAGAUAGAAGAAAUAACCUUAAUCAACAUUGUUGUGUCGGAUGGAGAAAGUAUUGUUGCCACAAGAUUUGUCACAAAUGCUCAAGAAGUAGCUUACGAAUCGGGGAAGUCCGCCAUCGUGCCAGACCCAUCCGGGAAUACAAGCCCGACGAUGCCAGCCAGUCUCUAUUUUGCCACAGGGACGGCGUGGCAGCAGCUGGAGGAAACAUGCGAUGAAUUUCGCAUGACUCACAAAGACAAAAGGACUGACAUAUGCAUUGUGACAAGUGAGCCUCUUACUUCUAACCCGGAAGACUGGAUGCCGGUUCCGAGGAAUACGAUGAUUUUGAUCACCCCAGCAAUAGAUCUUCUGCUGUAUCCGAUAUCCAGCGUUGGGUAUUUGCCCUCGCUGCUGCGGAGUCGCCGUAGGUCUGGGUCCUUGUUACCCCUGCAGGAGGCAGACAGCCCCUCUCUUGACGGGCAAAUAACUCUGCGCAGGGGUCUAGCGGCUUCACUAGCAGAUAAACUCGAAGAGGACUUCGCGUCUUUGUUAAAAAUAGCUUCGAAUUCUCCAGUGGGGACUCCUGGUGCUGCUGACGAACUGCCGGUAAUGGCGCUGCGCUCCCUAGAGGGCUUCAUCCAUGAACUGGCAGCGGGUAUUGAAUCCACUGAUGGAAAAGAAGCUGCUUGGCGAGCUUUGGAAGUCAAGCUGCAGGGCCUGGAGAAGAAGAUGCGAGCGGUUCAAGUGCAGAGACAGACCGUGGCGGCAAUAGAAGACAGUCAGUCUCAGAGUCCGCCUGGCUCAUCUAUCUCUUCUGUUGGCGCACUGCCGACAAAUCUGUAUCAUGCAGAGAUUAAUUUGGAGACACCAGGUGCCAACCAGCAGUGCUACGAGCUUCUUGCGGGCUCGUGUGCCAUCUUAUGUCUUGAAACCAUCAUGAUAUACGUUGCAAGUUGCCAAAGUGACACUAAAUUGAAGUCUUCCUCCCGAGCGUCAUCUUCGGCGCCCCCUGUAGCGGCAAAAACAUUUGUUUUCGCGGGCAUGCAGAGUGGGGAGGUCGUCAUUUACGAUGCUACCAGCGCCUCUGUCUCGCCGAUAUCGUUUCAAGCGCAUGUGGGAGGAGUCCUAGCCAUGGCUGUUCACGCCAAUAUCUUCAGGCGGGGCUGUGCGAGCACUGGGAGAGCAAUUCCAUGCAAGGCCUGCGACUCUACACUUCCGGAAGUCUUUUUAGUGACAGGUGGCAGCGAUACCUCCCUGGCUGUUUGGGAUCUUUCUCCACUUAUCUUUGGUGGUCGUGAGCCUCGUCUUCUUAGUGGCAAACUUGUUUGCCUCGAUGGGCCCAGGGUGUCUAUUGAUGCUGAUGACUUGUUAGCUGUACGCCUUACUUUUCUCCCUCACCAGGGUGACGUCCUGUCUCUGCUGGUCAGGGACGCUUCCGGCUGUGCUCGCACAAAUGGAAGCCGCCACGACCCAUCUACCAGGAUGUGCGUUGUGGAUGCAUGUGAAGCUUGCCUCCAAGGGAUACGCGUUGCGAUGCGGCUUGAUGACUCAGGGGGGGCAAGCAGUGAGGAAUCGGCUGCCUCUCCACUGGCUUCAUUGCCUUUCGCAGAUCUUCAUAAGGUUCAGUUAAAUCCCUUUGCGGAUGAGCCGGAAUGCAACCUCCUUCUGAUUAUUGGAUUCCAGUCAGCCAAGAUCGGGGCGGUGUUCCUAAGUGAUUUGUUGCGGUAUUUCCGCCAUACGCAAGUUAUGGUCUCUGUCUUGGCGAAUGCUGUUUCAUUCCAGCCAACGCAGCAGGAGUCUCUUCCCUUGAGUGUUUCCCGAGACUUCGAACUAAAAACCCUUGCUUCGGGUCAGCUGAAGGUUCAAUUUACGGGAGAGCAAGAAAGGGAGUCCCUGCGCUCGCUUUUCUCUGGGGAUGCACCAUGCCUCUCCGAGAAACCUCAGAGUGCCCACUUACCCGCCCAGCACGAGAGCCCUGGUAUGGCAAUUUCACCCUGUCACACGUCUGCAUUGGCUAAGGGUGAGUCAUUCCGAUGCCUCCUUGCUGGCUUUGCUCGCUCUCUCCGCAGCGUGACAUUACACGCGUCACACGCAGCGACAGCCCUAUGGUCGAAGAAGUGCUCUCGCUCUGGGAGGCUGGGGUGCCUGUACCCGCCCACUGGCACUGUGUACUGUUUUAAGGCGCCACACGAGUUGGAGGUCCCAUUACCAGAAGGAGCUGCAGCGUCGGCGUCUCCAGGUACUUACAGGGUUGUAACCAGCACCUCGAGCCUCAAAAUUGUGGCGCAGCCGUCUAAAAACGAUGGGGGGCUGAAGAUAGAAAUGCGGUUUUUGCCCUUCGAGCAGUCCGGUGUAAAACGUCAGUGCUCUCAUCAGUCUUUAGUCGGACCUUGGCUGGACGAAAGUGGACACAAUGGCUUUGUGGAAUGCCUCACCAGCUGCGGCAGAAGAGUCAUCUGCAGCGGUGGAGGCGACGGUCGGCUGCUUUUGUGGGGGAAGAAUGGGAGCCUGGUGGGAGAGCUCUCAGGUCACCAUGGAGGGGUAUUGUGUGUGGCGUACACAGAGGCCCCCGUAGAAUCUCUUUGUCGGGACUUGCGCAGCUGGGGACCUAGGGAUCGUUUGCAAGUACAGAGUCCCCAGACCGAGUGCUCCAAAGAGUCUGAUGACAAUGUGCAUUCCCUUCAGGGUCUCUUGUUUAGUGGAAGCCGUGACAGUAGCAUUCGCGUCUGGGCCCUCGAGCAGCUUGUCUGCAUACAGACGUUAAAUGUGCAUACGUCAGAGGUGCUAGCCCUUGCUGCGGAUGCUGCGCGGAACAUUCUGAUUAGCGGGUCUGCCAAUGGCGAGCUAUUCGUCUGGCAGCUCGACUUGAUGGUUGUAGCCUUCCAACUCAACCUCAAUGCGUCUCCUACAUUCGCAGAUAAUGGGCGCUUUACAGGCGUCGGCACCCGCCAAACCUUCCAAUCAGGCAGUUUUGAAGGCCAGAAAAGUGGCGUAUCUUUCACCGACCUGCUGUUAGUUCCAGACGUGUCGAGCCUUCGUAUUCCCGACAGUGGGAGCGCCGGUGCGUUCCCAACUAGCCCCACCACUGCUGGCGGCAGAGGCAAAGGCGGUUUACAAUUGUGGGCAGGGCGAGGUGACGGGAAACUAGGUGUUUGGAAUAUAAGCGAGAGAGAUUUGGGUGAAGAAGAAUCCAUUGGAGAUCCUUACGACCAGGGUCGGGCUGCAACGCGUGAGGCGUCGCUAUCGAGCGAACCUGCAGAAGGCACAGCUGCGUUGGCCUCAGAAUUGCAGGGUGCUAAUGCGGCUAAAACUGGAGCUUCCGCUGGAUGUGCAUCAAUACUUCCAACUGCAAGCAUUCUACAGCGAGGUGCUGCUGGGGGGAGAGUAAGGGUUGAGGAGACCACGACACAAGGGCAGCGCGGGCUGUGUGGAAGUCGAGUUAGCAGCAUGAUUAUCACACCUGGAGCGUCAAUGCCUUCACUGCCGCCACUGACAAUUGGGGGAGGUCUGGAACCUAGGCGGAGAGACUUCCUGCCCCUCCUCGCUCAGUUUGUUGCAUAUAAAUCAAUUUCAGCCUCACGAUGUCCCCGACACGUUAGCGGCUGCAUCGGUGCUGCCAAGUUUGUCGCGCAGCUUUUUGAGCAGGCACUUGGAGCUACGGUGGAUAUUGUGUGGCCUCGCCGAUCAACGGCGACAUCAGAGUUCCACGGUGACCAAGGAGAGGGCCAGCCGCACCCUGUGGUGUUUGGCCGUCUGGGUACGAACCCGCAGCACCCCACAAUCGUCUUUUACUCGCACUACGACGUUGUAUCUGCGGGAGGUAGCUCCUCAUCUUCUGCACCGACCCCUUCCGACGGGUCAGAAGGCUCAGCCUCCCCCACUACCGCUGCGGCGUCUCCGACCGCACUGCCGCGCACAAAUGGGAACCAGCCGGCAUCUGGCUGCAGCUUUGAGGCGAAUGUGUAUCUUGACAAUUCUAAGCGUCGAGAUAAUCAGACCAAAUCUUCUGAAUGGCAUGGCACGGGCUGGCAUACAAAUCCUUGGAGAAUACACUGCAAAGAUGGCUACAUAUAUGGGAGGGGAGUGACUGACAACAAGGGACCCAUUAUCUGUUCUUUGCUAGCCGUUAAGCAGUUCAUAGCAGAAUGGAGGCGGAAACAUAGGGUAAAUCAGGCAACACACGACCAGCGUUCGCAGCUUCCAGGCUCCAACACAGCUUUAGAAACUCAACCCCUAACACCGUCUAAGAACGACCCCGCUGUCCCCUUCAACUUCGUGUGGAUCUGCGAAGGAGACGAGGAAAACGGCAGCGUGGGUCUUGCUGAUGCUGUAGCGCAAAAGGCGAGCUGGCUUCACGGGACGCAUUUCCUCAUAUGCAACAAUAGCUAUUGGGCCGAUGACGUCACCCCAUGCCUUGUCUACGGCAUGCGGGGGGUGCUGGACAUCCGCGUGGAGGCAACAGCUGCCACAGGAGAAGGCGGCUACCAUUCAGGGGUACACGGAGGUGCAGUAGAGGAGCCAAUGCAGAGCUUGGUUCACCUGUUGGGCCGGAUAUACGAUCCUAGCACUGGUCGCGUAACGAUUCCUCGGUUCUACGACUCCGUUCAGCCUCCCGAUGACGCAGAGCUCCAGCGCGUCAAGAUUGCUGCAGAAUCUGUUGAAACUGGAUGGAUAGAGGGUGCGGCUGCGUGUGGAGUCGGCGGCCCACAGGAACUCCUUCGGAAACGGUGGCUGGAACCCUCCAUGUCUUUGCUGGGCAUCCACGCAUCUUUAAAAGGAAAUUGCGCGCAUGCUGGUGGAGCUAUGCGUAUUAUUCCUUCAACAGCUUCCGCAGAAAUUAGCGUGCGCCUUGUGCCCAAGCAGGUCUGGGGUGUUGACCCACUUUAUGUACGAGAGGGAGGCUCAAUGCCAGCAAUUCCGUUCCUCGCUGAUGCUCUUCGAAGACUUCCCGGACUGAAGGGCCACACACAAAGCAACGAGGAAAUAGCUGUCUGCCAGUUGCCCUUCGGGCAGGCUAGCGACAACGCUCACCUUCCAAACGAACGGCUGGGCAUUCGUCAGGUGGAGAAGGGCGUGGAUGUUUUGGCAUGCACGCUAGAGUCUCUUGCGGCGAGGUUGGCUCGGCAAGGUUAA